CCGCCGCGGGUCACCUGUGCGCGCAAAAGGGCGAUCCAGGAAGGCGAAAGGGAAGCAGAGCGAGCGCGCCCGCGCACGACCCACUUCAAGCGGGCGAGAGAGAGAGAGGAGAAAAGAAGGAGAAAAAGAAGGAGAAAAAGAAAAGAAGAAAGAAAGAAGAAACCUCCUCCAGGGCGAGCACCGGAUGUGCCUGGAUCAGCCCCCGUCUGGGUUUUCCCCCUUGGCUUUGUAGGGCAGGCCGAAAGUUGCGUCUGGAAGCGAGACAAAAGUUGGAGAGAACUUUGCUCCCGUCGUCAGCAGUUCGACUUUUUUUUCCUUUUCUUUUUUCCUUUUCUUUUGGGGGAAUUCUUGACUCUCUCUUCCCGCAUCAUCGCUCGCUCCCUUCCCCAACACCCCCCUCCCCACUCAACGCCCCCCCUCCACGCCAAAGCGAUUAAUCGAUACAUGAAGGCUCCCCUCUCCUAACGCGAAGGAAAGAUGAAUAUCUAUCGCCCACCGUCGGGGGCCAAAACGAAGGUCUCCGGCCUGAAAUACAGCAGCAAGACCGAGGAUAUGAACGGCCUUGAGGAAGGGGUGGAGUUCCUCCCCACCAUGAAUACCAAGAAGCUUGAGAAGCGUGGUCCAAAAUGUUGGGUGGUGGUGGUCAUCGUGGUAUCCAUCUCCGCGGUCGUUUCUCUGACGGUUGGGAUGCUGGUUUGGCACUUCAAAUACAGGGCUGCCGUGGUGAAGAAGUCAUACAACGGCCACAUGAAACUGAUAGGCACACAGUUCAUCGAUGCCUACGAGGAUUCCAGCUCUCCUGAAUUUGCUGCAUUGGCAGAGAAGGCAAAGACGAUGGUAAGAAUUGAAACCUACAGCUGCAAUUAUGCGUUGCACGCCAAAGAAGGGAAAGUGAUCAGCUUUGCCACGCCAGGAUUCCCAAACAGCCCUUACCCAUCCAACAUGCGCUGCUUCUGGGCGCUGAGAGCUGAUGCCAACGCAGUCAUUAGCCUGACCUUCACUAGCUUUGACGUCGAGGGAUGCAACCAAGGCAAGGAUUUUGUCAAGGUGUACAACUCUUUGAGCCCAGUGGAAGAACGCUCGCUGGUGAAUGAGGGCAGUGUGCUUGCUUACUUCUUGUCCACGUUCAGUGUUCCUAAAUACAAGACGGAUAUUCUUGAAAAUGCCAUGGCCAAUUUCCAUAAUUUAAAACUAUCAGGACCGGGAAGAGGGCGUUUGAAGGAAUUUCACAUUGAGUCUCUCACCGCUUUUCGAAACUUGCAUUUUCUCUUUUCCUCCUCAGAAUGUCCUCCUGAUAGCUUCAAGUGCAAUAAUGGCAAUUGUAUCCCAAUGCAGCAGAAAUGCAAUGGAAAAGCAGACUGCGAAGACGGCAGCGACGAGGGGGAGUGUGGCUCCGUGGACACCGUUACCUGUCAAGCAUACACCUACAAAUGCCGCAACAAUUUGUGUGUGAGCAAGAAGAAUCCCGAAUGUGAUGGAGCGGCAGACUGUAGUGACAAAUCGGACGAAGAGAAUUGCAACUGUGGCAUCCGGGCAUAUAGCAAGCAGUCCCGGAUUGUGGGUGGAAUGGACUCCAGUUCGGGCGAAUGGCCCUGGCAGGUCAGUCUCCAUACCCAGAAUGAUGGCCAUGUCUGUGGGGCUUCCUUGAUAUCCAACAAGUGGCUGGUCACGGCUUCCCAUUGCUUUAAUGAAAAGAACUACGUCAG
Molecule: messenger RNA, 1706 nt
Organism: Thamnophis sirtalis
Lineage: Eukaryota; Metazoa; Chordata; Lepidosauria; Squamata; Natricidae
Source: RefSeq, a predicted model, not a curated record